AUGCAAGAACCACCAUUUGCGAAAGCUGAUCAGCUCAACGAUGAGCUUGACAUUAUAGCAAGUCCAACAGCGCCUGCAAUAUCAACAAUACGCCUACCAGGUCAACCACGCAUCUAUAUAAAUCAGUAUGCAAAAGUUGAUGAUUUUCUCAAACAAGAGUUUCUUCUAAAAGACCUAGAGAGUAUCUCUCCAUAUCUAUGGAUGAUGUCAAAGCAUGACAGUAAAAGCAUCUCUCCACUACAUCGCCAAAAGGUCAAAGGUCGCGAUAUCGUUAUCACUGAAGAUCCACGACUGCAUUUAGUGUGGUAUCACGACCGCAUAUUUAUCAAACCACUCCCAAAAUACCUUUUAUCCCACUAUUUUUGGGAGGCCUAUCUUUGCAUCAAUCGCCACUCUUCACCAGAGCAGAUUACUCUUCAGAAAGCAGUUCUAGGAUAUCUCAGAACAUACAUCUAUCUCAUCAAAUAUGAAUCCGAUUUUCGUAUAGCUAUCGAUGAUAAACUUCAAUUAAUCCCUCCUGAUAUUACCUUUCUAAAAUUCUGCGAUUUUAUCGCAUCUUUGGAAAACCUUCCUGAUAUCGACGUUUCUGGACGAUAUGCUUAUGGCGAGAUUCGACUCACAAGACUCAAUCUGUAUUCGAAAAUCUUCUUAAAGAAGUUCAGCUUCCACCGUGUUCGUAUACAAUACUCCGACUAUUUCGCUUCGUUCUAUGGGCCUUUACUUUUUGUAUUUGCGAUAGUUUCAGUGGUGCUGAGUGCGAUGCAGGUUUCUAUGGCGAUUAACUUUGAUGUGACUAAGCAGUGGAAAUCUUUUGAGCAGUUUUGCCAAUGGUUUAGUAUCAUUUGUCUUUCUGUAGUGGCAAUUUUGGUUCUUUGGCUUGGUUUGUUAUUCUUAUAUAAAUUUAUAAAGGAGUGGGUUUAUGCCAUCAGUGAGCAUUGGAGAAGAAAAAACUGUUCUAGGUUCUGA
Molecule: messenger RNA, 966 nt
Organism: Sclerotinia sclerotiorum 1980 UF-70
Lineage: Eukaryota; Fungi; Ascomycota; Leotiomycetes; Helotiales; Sclerotiniaceae
Exons: 1
Coding region: 1-966 (321 amino acids)
Source: RefSeq, a predicted model, not a curated record